CGAACGGUGAGCACCGACCAAGCCAAACGUCGACUUCAUUUUUCAGACGGUCCCUCACUCGGGGAAGCACUACUAUUCAAGGAUCUGACGAGGUAUAUAUCUGUUUAGUGCGUCCUCUCUCCACCAGAAAACUCUUAUUUUGAGCGGGAAGCAGGCGCCAUGGAUGGCUCUAUGCUAGUGGCAGCUCAAUUAUCGUCUCUGUAUCCGUCUGUUCACGCCGUCGGCAUUGCAAUCCCAAACUGUGGCUCCCUCGACCCGCUAUUUUCUUACACACCGGAUCAGUCAAACCUCACCGAGCACUCGACAUGUUCAACGGUGUUUCACUCAACAACAACCGGUACCAUCUUGUUACGCGUACUCGAGGGUUCCUUGUUGGAGUUAGUGUCGCUAUCCGUCGACACAGUAGCCGCUCGGUUCAAUCUUCCGUCGCCCGUGCUGCCGUCACCCGGAAUAUUCCUGUGGGAAGAACAGGAACUGCACAUAAUAGCAGUGACGGUGUCUGGAUGUGUGUAUCGUCUGGUUUUACCCUUGCGUAAUAGCAAGGAUCUUUGGCGAGAUGAAAUCCAUAACGUCUGGACGCGUGAAUACGUCAUUACACAUCGAGUGGCUGGGAUGAACGGUGUUGCUCAUAUCCACGGGACACAUUGUGUGGCAAUUGGGUUAGAGAAUGGGUCUUUACUUAGACUGGAUACAGAAUAUGUGGGAUCUGAGGGCAGUGAAGGGGAAUGGACGGAAACGCUCUUCACACCAGGCUCGUUCUUGUCUUCUCUGACUUCUUUCUUGCCCGCACUUUCCACGGGGCCCUCUCAUGCCGCAGAAAUCAUUUCCAUUGCGACGCUCCCGUGGCCGACGGACAUUGGCUCGGUGUGGUCAAUUUCUCGCGAUCGUGUCGUGAGAUUUUGGAAACCCAAGGUUGGCUGCGUGGCAUCGAAAGCUCUCCCUGCUUUACCCGGUAGAGAUGUUACGCCGUCGCCAAGCCCUUCGGCGAACGGAGGAAAUAGCAACGCUCUCCUGGAGUCCGGUCGUCAAAACUUCCUACGCGCCUUUUAUGCCUCUUCGGAUGACGAUCGCGUCUACCUUCUUGCGUUCAUUCCUACGCCAACGCUCCAUUCAUCUGGAGGUAACUUCUACCUUCUCCUCGCAGACUCAGACCGUCUGCAAGAAAUUGGGUCGAUACCUUGUUCGACAGCAAGCGCCCAUUGCCAUCUACAAGAUUUUACAGUGAUUGGGGAAAUACUCUAUGUUCUAUGGGAUCGUCAGGGCCAGUCCGUGGUCGACCGCGCUGUCAUACCAUUUAAAGAUACCGACAUUGAACCACAGUGGAAGUUGGCUUCUUAUCCUCACGAAGUCGAACUGACACCUGCAUACCUGGAAGAGGUUCUUCUUCCACCGGGAUCAUUGACGGGCAAGUUCUUCGAAGUGAUAAUGCGACCUGGGAUGUUCUCUCCAUUCACACUGCGCACGGCCAUUGACGACUACACUAGUGGUUGCUUCUCCCUUCCUGGAACCCCCGCGCCGCAGUUACAAGUGAAUUACGCCACUAUUGGGGAACAUAUUGCUGCCGUAGUUGGUUGCACAGUCACCCUUCACCAUGACCCGCAGACAGGCGCUCUGCUGCACACUGAGUACUGGAAUGCGUUCAAGCGAGAUUGGGAAGGUUUCAUUGCUCUGUGCCGAGAGAUUGAGCGCCGUUCACGGCGGCCUCUUGCAUUGGGUGUCGGGGCCAAUGGUGACGUCAUGGUUGCUGAACGGGAACGGGUCGCCUCUCUUGUAAAUGAAGAUUUGGCCAUUCGAUUAUACAAUGCUCUCAGCUCUGAGACCCCGGAGCUUGAACCUCAAUGGGAUAUUUUCGGUGCAAUGGAGAAUUUGCGUCGGGUCCUAGGUGUUCAGAUGAUGCUCAACUUGGAAAGCUGCUUGGUCGACAUCAUGCAUCAGGAAAUUGCCUUCUCUCUUGCUGAUAUCAUACAGGAUCAAGCCGUUCGUCUGAAAUUUAACGAGACUCUGGAUGAGGAUGUUCGUAACUGGCUAUUAGGCCGACUCAGAAGUUCGGCCAGCUUGUCUGAUGAAGUUCGUGCUAUGCUCGAUUAUGUGGGUGGGCUGGAAACAGGUGUCAAGAGAGAGGAUGAUAUGUCAGCUUCUGUUCCCCCGCCUCGUUCGCAAUGGACCAGAGCAAUCACCUCGUCAUAUAUUAUCGCCACAACAAAUGCUCGCUACGACCUGUGCCUUUCCAUAGUCGCUCUUCUCUUCUUCCUGGCGCCAGAAAUAGGCCAAUGGGACCCCUCUUUGUUAGCAGAGGUUUUCGCUCUCUUUCGGGGGACUGCCAUCAUGAGAUAUGUGAUCAGGCAGCCAUCCGGUCUACCUGUCAAGCCUCUUGUUGAGGAUGCCUCCGCAGCCGACGACGUUGUCUCCCUCAUGCAGAAUAUGCAUGUAUCACGGAGUCGUGGUGAUAGUACCCAAUUGUUCUCUCUCAUACAUCGACUCCUAGAUCAUUUCGGCGACAGCCAGGUCGGGCUGCCUGGUGCUGCCCAUGGUUUCCUGGAUACGGCUGGGCUUUUGCAAUCUGUUUCGCUUUCACAUGCAACCAGUAACGAAGUUGUAUUCUCCGAGAAGCUUAGGCAGCUGGGGUACUUCCAAGCUGCCUUGCAGGUACUUUCUUGGCUUCCGAGAACUGCAGGAGCCACAUACGUUCUUGCUCGGUUGUAUCUCAACAUUGGCCGCGUAGAUGAUGCGGCGUUCCUACUAGAAAAACUUGCUGGAUGUUUAGGUGUGGAUGGUGCGAUGACCGUUGCAGAUAAGAUGGUAUUGUCACUCGUCCUAACUGAACUUGAGCAGUUAGACGACUGUUACCACUUCUACAUCCAUGCGGCUGGCCUUUUCAAGUCAAAAUCGUUGGUGUAUCAGGAGACCGUCUUCACCCAGCUAGCGAUAUCCGUGGCCCCUUCGGAGAUAGACACCACCGUCCUGUGGGCAACGGUGAUCAAAGGGUAUACAGAGCUUGCUUUGUACGAUGAUGCUUAUGCGGCUUGGAUUUCCACUCCGACUGAGAAACAAAAACGGGAAAGUGUCAGUCAAUUAGUGUAUCGAAUGUGCGAGGACAAUGCUGCACAAAAACUGAUGACGUUCAAUUUUAUGGGGUUCGCCGACGAAGUUGAAGAUGCUGUCUCAUUCAAAGUUCGCAACACGGAUCCUCGAAGCCGGCCGAACUACUCAAAGAUAUUGUACGGUUGGUACACAAGUCGAAGCGACCACAAAAAUGCUGCUCUGACGAUGUACCAACGUGCGCGGAAGCUUCGUGAGCUCCUAAACGCAGAUUCGUCCACAUCGUUGGCCGGCGACGCGUUGCAGUCGUAUCUGCUUGCGAUAAAUUCGUUGUCUUUGGUGGACCCUAAAAAUGCCUGGAUUCUAAUACCUGGAUCCGUCGAUAGUGAGCAUGAGCCUAGGAAACGUCGAAAAGUUAAACGGAUACCAGAGUCAAAAUAUACUCCGGGUAAGUAUGAAAACGUAAUCAUCCAUCUGGAGGAUGUCCAGUAUGAGUACGCGCUUCUAUCUGCUCAGGUGGAUAUCGUACAGCGUCAACCUUCUGCAGGCCAGUUCACUAAGUUCCCUCUUCCACCCGCAUCAAUCGUUCUCCGACUCGUCCAAUUAAAUUGUUUCAACCUCGCCAUGACUACUGCGCGUAGUCUCGACGUGGACAUGUCCGAAUUGUUCUCUCGUUUGACAACCCAAUGCUUGAGACUCUCACGAGACCCAGACUCUUUAAGUCUGGAAGAUCAUUCCGAGUGGUUACUCACCGACAAGGUCUCUUCUUGGACUGGGACGCCGGCAGAGAAGGGAUGGAGGUACCUCCGGCAUUCUCUUGAAUGUCACGACUGUCCCGAGACGGACUAUCGGUAUUCAAAGAUCGUCCUGGAAACUAUAAUGCAGCAUCAAAAGUCGUCACCUCCGCCGUGGCUCAUCAGCUUUUUGGAGGCUCAUCACCACGAGUACCUCAUUCGCAUCAAUUUGCGCUACGAAAACUUCGGUCGUGCUAUCGACCAUACCUUAUCUUUGAUACACAAGGAAGACGCUCGUUUGGCGCUGGAUCCUCCCAAGAACGCCUCCGCUACUUGGCUACCUUACGCGAUCAUUGAUCAGGUUAUCAUCGCAGCAGCAGAGCAAGAAGUAGAACCUCCGCGCCUAUCAGAUCUCCGGUCUGAAGUUUCAAGCCGGAUGAAGAGGAUGCAGAAGCUCAGCACUUUCAAUUAAAUCUUGCUUGUAUAUAUCCUCUUGUCGUACUACGCUGUCUUUUAGCUUUAAUCUCUAUCUAAUUCAUAUACCUUCCGC
Molecule: messenger RNA, 4323 nt
Organism: Guyanagaster necrorhizus
Lineage: Eukaryota; Fungi; Basidiomycota; Agaricomycetes; Agaricales; Physalacriaceae
Exons: 10
Coding region: 160-4245 (1361 amino acids)
Cellular component (GO): nuclear pore
Molecular function (GO): structural constituent of nuclear pore
Source: RefSeq, a predicted model, not a curated record